AUGAUGAAUCGCUUAAAGGAUGGUUUGCGCUACAUAUCCAAAUCCAAUAUCAAGAAUCUUCUCGAUUUUCACGUUGUCCAUGACCACCGAUUCGGAACUCAAGUGGAUCAUCAGUUGAGCAGGGACUUCUUCGUCAAACUUUGGGUUUCUGAUACCAGAAUGCGAAACCCUAGAGGUAAGAAAUUGAUCAAAUCUCGAGUUAUUGAUCUUGAUCCUAGAUGGUUUUCUGCUGGCUCCAGUAAACCUAAACGGUUCUUGAAGCAACCUCCUAUAAGCCAAUCUGUUUCUGAAUUCUCACAACCGGAAUCCCCAGAAGAGGCCAAGGUAGCAGCCCUGCUUGCCAGGUCCAACUUGCUAAUUACCAGAGAUAUUGAGUGGGCGAAUCUUGUGUUGGGAUUUGAACAGGAAAAUCGUUAUGCCAUUGUAGAUGCAUGCUACCCACAGUCGCCUGUAGGUUUAAUUCGUGAACAGAGCAACGUCAUUACCAGACAGUUACUUCGUCUAAGGAGGCCUUUUGUUGCACACAUAACUGAUGCUAUGGGGAAUGAGCUCUUUAGGGUCCGUAGACCCUUUUGGUGGAUAACAAGCUCAAUUUAUGCGGAAAUUGAUGGUAAGGAAAUUGGAGUAGUUCACAGGAGGUGGCAUCUCUGGAGGAGACUCUAUGAUUUGUACCUUGGGAAUAAGCAAUUUGCGGUGGUUGAGAAUCCUGGCUUGUGGAAUUGGACAUUCACCUUGAAAGAUAUUGAUGGUGAGGUGCUUGCUCAAGUAGAUCGAGAUUGGAGGGGCUUUGGCUUUGAGAUUCUGACCGAUGCUGGUCAGUAUGUGAUUCGAUUUGGAGGCUCUGAUUCCAACUCCAAGAUUGGUCUUGCUAAUGCGAUUCAAGACCUUGAUGUCGGACGCCCACUGACCCUCGCAGAGAGAGCUGUUGCAGUAGCUCUUGCAAUAUCACUAGAUAAUGACUACUUUUCAAGACAUGGAGGCUGGGGAUUACCCUUCUUUGACGUCGGCGAGUAA
Vicia faba (fava bean) is the source of this 1014-nucleotide messenger RNA. NCBI's taxonomy places the organism in Eukaryota, Viridiplantae, Streptophyta, Magnoliopsida, Fabales, Fabaceae. The record is from the annotation of a GenBank genome assembly.